GACGUCCGCUUACUAGUUGAUUCUGUGGUGGGUAUGAACGUCGUCAUAUUUGUUUAUGUAAAAAUCGCCAUCUAGCGUUUUGGAGGUUAUUACAGAUGUCUGGCAGCUGUAUCUGUGCUGCCAUCUGUCAUAACCGGUAUCGAAAUAUCUCGAGUCACUGUGACGACGCGGACGUAAACGCUGUGUUUGAUUUGUCAGCAAUCCGUGGUUCAUUCUGUUCUUAAAAUAAUUUGAACCGACAGCGAAUGCGUUCCUUGUGUGAAUGUCUAAUGCGAUGGUGUAAAUGUGAGCCAGCAAAACACUGAAGUCUGGUUUUUCGAGUUCAACCAGAGCGAGAAACUCAAGCUAAGUUGCAGUUUGCUAGCUGUAGAGUUGCGCAUUAGUUUGUAAACACGUUUGUUUAAAGCCGUAGCGAUGGCUGACGGAAGUUCUUACAGCGUGAAGUUGUACAUUUAUGACCUGUCAAAAGGACUGGCCCGUCAGCUGAGUCCCAUGAUGCUAGGAAAGCAAGUGGAGGGAAUAUGGCACACCUCUGCAGUGGUUUAUGGGGAAGAGUUUUUCUAUGGAGGAGGAGGCAUAACAAGCUGCUUUCCGGGUGGUACUAUUCUAGGUGUGCCUGAUUCCAUAGUGGACCUUGGAAACACAGAAGUUCCUCGGGACCUUUUUCAGGAAUAUCUGUCUUCGCUCAGGGAGUCUACUUACAGACCUGAAAAAUACCACCUUUUUGAACACAACUGUAACACCUUCAGCUCUGAGGUUGGGCAGUUUUUAACAGGAACUAAGAUUCCCUCAUACAUCACCGAACUCCCAUCUGAGGUGCUCGCUACACCUUUUGGACAAGCACUCCGUCCUUUUCUCGAUUCAGUCACCAUCACUCCAUCGGGGGACAAUGGCAUGAAUGGAUAUGGCCAGUUGUAGAUGUGGCUGCAUCUAAAAAUGUAUUAUUACAACAGUCAUGAAGCUUGUGUCUCAGACUUAUAAUAGUUUACUUAAGUUUGACCCAUUGUGUCGAUAUAAAAUAGCAUUUAUAUAAAAGCAGGUUUUCCAGAUUUUCUGCUCAGUGCCUUUUCAAACUCAAAUUGUUUGCAAUAAUCUUUAAAAAUACAGCAAACUUUUUAAAUAGAUUAAAUGUACCAAAGCAAAUUGUAUCAGGAUUCCCCUUAUCGGUCUGUAGGUGUCUCUGUUCUACCUCAACAUGAUCUGUUACUUCAGAUGCUUUAAGAGGAAUAGAGGAUGAGAAUUAGGUUGCUAAAUAUGCUAUGGUGAUUAAUACUGAUUAAAAGAGUGUAAUUUAGAGUCCCUUAUUUAUGUGUAAAUUAAUUAGACAAUUCAUGCACUUUUGCCGUUUACUGUGCUUAUAAAGUGCUGAACUCAUUUUCAGAUGUUUUACUCAGUCACUCUUUCUUUAAUCAGUCACUCCCUUUGUACUGAUUAUUGACUCUUUCUGUGUUGUAACUAAGUUGUUAUCUAAACCUUACCUUUCCUCAGGACAGCAUUUAUAUAAAUCCUAGAGUGCCAUGAAUAUAGACUAAAGAGGGUUAAAGGGGAUCAAUGACAUUACAGGAAGCACAAUAACAGUAUCACACAGAUGAAGCUAAUGAAUGUUUUAUAAAAAUGUGCAGGACCCAAUAGGAAAGUUGUUGUAUUUUUCAAGUCUUUUGACUCUUGUCCAUUUGCUUUUUUUAUUUGUUACUCUGGUUGCAAAUAGUAGUAUAGACAGGAAAGAUAGCAUAGGAAUGUGGCUUUAGUGACAAAAGACCAUUACUAGUAAUUAUUUAACAAGCAGUAUAGAAUUCAUAACUCAGUGGUCUAAACUGUGUUAAGUCCAUAGGACCAGUGUAAUCCUAACAAACACAUUAGCAAUGAGAUAUAUUUAUGUGAUUGAUUUUUAACCAAUUUAUAAAAAUGUGUGUACAAUUUUUAUAACAUGAGAUUUUAUAUAUGAUAAGUAUUACUAGUGAUAAUCUCACAAUUACAAUGAUUUUAUGUUCAGGUUAUGCUGCCUGAUUUAUCUGUGCUACUGUUGUCCUGGUAAUACUAUUUGGAGCUCUUAAUUUUCUGCCUCAAAUAAACCUCA
Sinocyclocheilus grahami is the source of this 2077-nucleotide messenger RNA. RefSeq names its product desumoylating isopeptidase 1-like. Gene Ontology annotation, molecular function: peptidase activity. The record is from RefSeq and is a predicted model, not a curated record. Gene Ontology annotation, biological process: protein modification by small protein removal. The transcript is spliced from 6 exons. NCBI's taxonomy places the organism in Eukaryota, Metazoa, Chordata, Actinopteri, Cypriniformes, Cyprinidae. Bases 415 to 918 code for a protein of 167 amino acids.